Molecule: messenger RNA, 2252 nt
Organism: Papilio machaon (common yellow swallowtail)
Lineage: Eukaryota; Metazoa; Arthropoda; Insecta; Lepidoptera; Papilionidae
Product: pyrethroid hydrolase Ces2a
Exons: 11
Coding region: 329-2179 (616 amino acids)
Biological process (GO): postsynaptic membrane assembly; chemical synaptic transmission; neuron cell-cell adhesion
Cellular component (GO): synapse; cell surface
Molecular function (GO): signaling receptor activity; neurexin family protein binding
Source: RefSeq, a predicted model, not a curated record
GCAAUUUUUGCCAAAAAUAUUUCGUCGCCCGGCCAAUUAUGUUUCUACAGGAUAUGGCGGUUACGCCUGACCUAGCUUAAUGUCCCAAUGACGUUAUGAAUAUAUUUUCACUUGUACACAAAAGACUGCCAAUGAAUUUAGAACAAUUACCAUAGGCAUUAUACUGUCGCCCUAUUAUACAGAACUCGUCAUGGGCUGGAGCGUUGCAUUGUCAAACUCAAGUACUGUGUGAUGCUAUUCCGAAUAGCGAUGGACUGUGCCAUUUAGUUUGGCCGCGUAAUGUACUAUACAACAUUGCUUCUCCGCGCGAAUCACAACUUUUUAAAUCAUGUAUUUUUAUAUUAUUUAUUGCAUUUUAUUACAAAUUUAUCGUGUCUCGACCCAGGAUCCAACAGCUAAUAUACCACAAGGACGUAUCGUGGGGAUUAAGGUUUAUACUGAAUCUACCCUCACGCCUGUGGAAAUUUUCUACGGCAUCCCUUACGCGAAUGCGCCUAUAGGUAGAUUCAGAUUUUCGGCGCCUGAACGCCACCCGGGUUGGAGACGGACGUUCUUUGCACAUCGAAUGCCGCCCAGAUGCCCGCAACAGGACUUGAACGCCGAAAACUACAGCGAAGAUUGUCUGUUCCUCAAUAUUUUUGCACCAAAGCGAGCAGAUGGCAAAUUACUUCCAGUAAUUGUUCUGCUGUAUAGCGAAACAUGGUUACGAGGCGGUGCCACGUUACCCUGCCAAGAGUUGGCGUCUGAGGGUGUGGUAGUGGUCACUGUCAAUUACCGCCUACAUUUACUGUCGCUGUUCACGCUGAACUCGGUUGCGGCGAGGGGUAACCUAGCCCUUCUCGAUCAGUACCUAGCGUUAUUAUGGACUCGAGAGAACAUCGCCGCCUUCGGAGGAGACCCGAACGCAAUCACGCUCGUCGGUCAUUCCGCGGGCGCUGACUGUGUUCUACACCAUAUCGUUUCGCCGCGAUCUGCGGGUUUAUUCCACAGAGCAAUAAUUAUGUCACCAAGAAACGUCUGGCGUGCGGUUGAUAAAGGAUUGAACAUAAAUGCUUCAGAAGUUGAAAGAAUAUCUCGGGCGAUCGCUGAAAACCUGGAGUGCUCGGGUAAAACUGACAAAGACAUUUUAAACUGUGUGCGAUCCCGUUCCGUCACCGAUAUCAUCUCUGUCGCCCUGAAUAGCACUUGGCUCAAUAAUUUGCAGCCUAUAUCCGAUAAUUUUUUACCAGAUUCGGAACAAUAUUUACCAGUCUCAGUGGCGGAAGCUCUAACAUCAUCAAAAAUGUCAAACAUUCAACUUGAUAUACUCAUGGGUACUACCAACCUUGAAGCAAUCAACUCUAAUGAUCACUACUAUGAAGAUCUAAUGAAAGAGGGACCGCAGCGUAUUUUUGAAUACGCAACUACAAAGGCUAUACCGGAAACACUGCGCCUGCUUUCGUUGCAAGAGGAAGCGUUGUCGAUGCUUAUACAAGCAAUAAGAUGGGAGUUUUGGGGAGCGCAAACGAGGAACGAGGUCGAAACAGAAACGAUAUCUGCAGUCGAGGGGCUCGCGCGGAUGGAAACUUCCUCACGGUGGGGCGCGGGCGGCGCGCUGCUGGCGGCGCGGCUGGCGCGGCGAGCCACGCGUCUCUACGUGUACCGCUUCACUCAAUCCUCUCAAAUUGACAUACAGGGACGACACUUCAAUUUCACUGGAGCCGUACAUGGAGCCGAUUUAAUUGCUCUUCUGGGAGAUGCUUUAAUGCUUCAAAUAGCUCGAAGACCUGCUACUGAUAGCGAAAAACGUAUUUCAUCUAUCUUUCGAAAGUACAUUGCGAACUUCGUCAAAUAUGGAUAUCCAGAUGCAAAUGAUGGAUGGGAAAGAUAUAAAGUGGGAAAUGCGUACGUUCAAGAAAUUCGCGAAGGAUUGAGUAACGACCACAACUCUCUUUCUGCAUCUAGAGAUGUAGCGUUUUGGCUUAAGUAUUUGCCGAAUCUUUCAAACUUACUCAGUAGCAGAGAGCAUUCGGAACAAUUCGUUACUGAAAAAGAUGAAAGUCGUCUACGUGGUGGUAUGGUCGCUAUGAGCGCGGUAUCGGUGGUAUUGUUGCUGUUGCUGUGCGCGGCCGCGGUCCUGCUGUACUGGCGACGAACGCACAGAUUUUCACUCCAUGACGACGUUAUGAAUCACCAUUGAAUAACUUACAUUAACUCACUUUAGGUACUAGGAAACAUUAAGAUUCCUGCAAUAAUAAAAAAAAUCCCACGAG